This is a messenger RNA of Polychytrium aggregatum, 974 nucleotides long. RefSeq lists its product as uncharacterized. The transcript is spliced from 3 exons. Bases 111 to 857 code for a protein of 248 amino acids. The record is from RefSeq and is a predicted model, not a curated record. Lineage: Eukaryota; Fungi; Chytridiomycota; Chytridiomycetes; Polychytriales.
GCACCAAGGAAGCAGAUCAUUCCUGGUGUGAUCGAGCAGGCACUUGCGUCUGUAUCUGCGUCUGCUUCAUCUGCAUCGGCAUCUGCGCAUAGUACAAGCACACUGCGGCCAUGGGCGGAUCAUGCAUCCACCUGGGACAGCCUCGUUCCCGUCUGUGUCUCUUCUGGCCCGAGGGCUGUAUGCUCUGCUUUGUGCAGUACCUUGCCUCGGCCGGCUCUGCGACAUCGCCUCUCGCCCACGGAGAACCGAUGCCGCCUAUCGACUGCCGCCCUCAAGAACAUGCCUGGGAAGCACAGGCUUCAGACUGGUACAUGCGGGGCGACGGCCCUGUCUCUGAAGACCGAGUUGUUUCGGCUGCAGCCGGAUACAUCGCGGAGUAUCUGCUCUGCUCAACCCACCAGUCUCCUGCAGCCGACCUGCGCUCUCAUUCACAAACCCGCGGGCCAGCAUUCCAGUAUUCGCUCUCGGCACUGAGGGUGGUUGCUCAAGCAGGCAAGAACUCGCUCAAGAGCCACAGAGCCUCGUCGUUCUCGUGGCAGAGACUCCUCGGAAAGCUCUCGGCCACCCUAAGCAUGUUGCAGAGCCAGUCCGAUGCAUCCAAGCCGGAACUCAGGUUGGCCGGGACAGAAGAGCUCCAUCAGUUUGUCCUGACAACUUGUGAUAUCCGCGAUACGCUCCUCUCGGACAUGCUUGAAAUGCGAGGGGACGGGUGGACAGCUCUAAAGUCCUUCGAAGCCGCCGUGACAGGCUACUUUGACACUGUUCUGCUGCCAAAGGUAGUACUGCGUGUCAUCGUGUUCGCACUGUCGAGCUUGCGACUGCACGAAAGCCAAGGGUCGUCGAGUGUACGUCCUUGAUGCAAGUGUUGCCACCUUGGCAUCAGAUCGGUAACAGUACCCAUGACUUGAUGAUGCCGAGAUGUUUCAGAUGGGCGGCUCGACCGGCUCGGGUGAGCCCGACAAAUCCGUGACGUU